Messenger RNA from Acanthopagrus latus (yellowfin seabream), 8772 nucleotides. RefSeq names its product UDP-GlcNAc:betaGal beta-1,3-N-acetylglucosaminyltransferase 9 (gene b3gnt9). The record is from RefSeq and is a predicted model, not a curated record. Gene Ontology annotation, molecular function: hexosyltransferase activity. Gene Ontology annotation, cellular component: membrane. Bases 671 to 2098 code for a protein of 475 amino acids. The transcript is spliced from 7 exons. Lineage: Eukaryota; Metazoa; Chordata; Actinopteri; Spariformes; Sparidae.
GCAGCCGUGUGCGCCGCAGCUCCUACGGCCAGGCUGAGCUCCAGGUAUCACAUACGGAGGAGUGUGUGAUGCGUUGUAUCUCGUGUUUGACACACACACACACACACACACACACACACACACACACACACACACACACACACACACACACACACACACACACACUCUCGCGAACACAGCAUCUGGAGCGGUGUCUCCUCCCUUCUCAGGCGGGUUUUCUUCUCUGGAAACUCAGUAAGUGUGUGUAGUUUUGCGGGGCUGAGUGCGGGAUGCACUCUCGGACCUCCGCGGCACAGAUGUUUCCAGUUUGACCUCCUCUCCCGUCUCGCCUGGAUGCCCCUGCCUGACGGUGCCUGAGGAGAAAAGGGGGAGGAUGGAAACGGGCGAGAUGGACAUCCCUCCGGUGACAUGAGUGAUAUACAAAAGACCAAAUCACUCCAACUUUAACUGCUUUAACUUUUCAGCAAGUAAACAGGGGGGCAGUCAGUACUGAUGACUAUACAUGAAAGACUAUCUGGGAUGAAUUUCUACAGGCAAACUGUGAAGCAGCAUAGAGGAGGAGGGAAAUUCACCACGUCCCUGUAGCCUGCGAAGCCAAAUCUGGUGAACGUCUUUCCCACUCCCAAUGCAUUUCUUGCCGGUACUUAACUGACGUCAGUGUCUCCGGAAGAUGCUGAAGAAGAUGAUGACCAUGAGGAGGAUCCUACAUGUGAAGGGAGAUGUGAUGUGCACUGUGCUGCUACUGCUGCUGUUCUGUCUGCUGCUCUAUGCCCGCCAGGUGGUGCUCUCCUCUGGGUGGGACAGACCUUCGUGGAAGUUUGAAAUCCACGACUCCCCCAGCUCCAGCAGGGCCCUGCUUGGCGCCAGCGGGGCUAAAUCAGACCAGGAGUCUGCAGGGGCCCCAUCCAGCCCAUCAGAGCCACAGCUGCCUGCCUGCAAACCCCAGUCCAAGUCCAAACCUCCUCAGUCUAAGUCCAAAUCUCAGGUCAAAUCUAAAGGCAAAUCCAAGACGCGAAGGAAAAGUGCUGUGCCGACCAAGGCCGCUGGCAAGCCCGUGCCCACGAUGCCACCAUUUGACUUCGAGGCCUACCUGAGAGAAAAGGACAAGAGAGACUUUAACCUGCUCAUAGACCAGCCAGAGAAAUGUCACAUCAGAGGAGCCGAGGAGGGAGGAGGAGGAAGUACAGAGUCUUCUACUGCCCCCUACAUGCUCAUUGCAGUGAAAUCGGUCGCAGCAGACUUUGAUAAACGUCAGGUGGUGCGUCGGACCUGGGGUAAAGAGGGCCUUUUCCAGAAUGGUGUGUCCAUCCGUACCGUUUUCCUGCUGGGGGUUCCCAGGAAUCGGACCGCUCUGCCUCUGUGGGAUCGGCUGCUGACCUACGAGAGUGAAACCUUCAGGGACAUCCUGCUCUGGGAUUUUGAGGACACCUUCUUCAACCUGACACUGAAGGAAACACAUUUUCUGAGAUGGGUUAACGGCAGCUGUCCCGAUGUCAAGUUCAUCUUCAAGGGUGAUGCUGAUGUGUAUGUCAACGUGGAGAAUAUUCUAGAGAUGCUGCAAGGGCGCAAGCCAGACGAGGAUCUGUUUGUUGGUGAUAUUAUUAUCAACGCUAAGCCCAUUCGCCGGCGCAGCUCCAAGUAUUAUGUGCCAGAGUUUGUCUACGGGGUGGGUCUGUACCCCAAUUAUGCUGGAGGAGGAGGGUUUGUCAUGUCAGGACACACAGCUCGGAGGCUUAGCUCGGCCUGUCAGCAGGUGGAGUUGUUCCCCAUCGAUGACGUCUUCCUGGGAAUGUGCCUCCAGCUGAUCGGCAUCAAACCGACACGCCACCAGGGCUUCCGCACCUUCGGGAUCCCCCGACCAUCGGCAGCGCCCCACCUCCAGACGUUUGACCCCUGUUUUUACAGGGAACUCAUGGUUGUCCACAGCCUCAGUGUUCCUCAGAUCUGGCUCAUGUGGAACCUCCUGCACGACCCCAAACUGAGCUGCCACAACAGGACCAGCCCGACAACCUGGCCCUUCAAGUGGAAGGGGAGGAUGGGAGAGACCAGGGAAGAGGUGACGGACUACGGUGAGAAGCAGGUGUUCUUGACACAUUAGUGACUCUCUGCAGGGCUGAGCAGGAACUGCAAGACCUUGAGAUGACAAAACGGUUAUAAAGCAGGAUCUGUGGCCAGCUUGAAAGACUCGUGAUGUGUUCAAAAGCACUGUUGAGUCAUGUGAGACCAUAUCCAAGCUGGCAGAUCAUCUUUGGGGAAAUGAACUGGCAAGGGCCAAAUGCUUGAGAUUUUUCAGGAAGGAAGCCCAACAAGAAUUUUCGGCUGCUGCCAUGCGAGCCCAUCUAUGUGAUCAUGCAGUGUUUGUGAACGAUGACAAGACCUUGGUUUGCAAAGAUGGGUGUGUGAUGAGCCCAGUCUCUUUAGACUUUUGAAUCUCCAGAAUGUAUUGUGUUAUUGUUUACGCAGAGACGUGAUAAGAUCCACAAGGACGACACAACGAAAUGUGGUUAGCUGGUUUAACCACAUUAAGCACAUCUGAGACCAUGACAUAGUUAGUAUUCUGACUUUCACUGAGCUGGGUGGACAGCCGGGACCAAUAAUGGCAGAGAGGGAGGACGGCAGAGACUUUCUGUGUUCCCAUCGUGAAUCACUCGCAGAGAUGUACCUCACUUCCUUACCCUGGAUAGAAGCACAAAUGGAUGGCUGCAUUAUCUGUUCCCUGGAGGAUCAACAAAUGGGAGCUAAAUGGAAACCAGCUGCACAGUGGGAACCAGCUGGGACCAUAACAUGCACACCCACACACACACCCACACACACACACGCAUGCACACACACACACACAGCUGAAUGUUUGAGGAAAAGCCACACACGUGUACACUUGUAAACACUAGUUAUUACUAUGAUUAUCAUGAUUUGAUGUCUUUUUGUAGAUCUGUGUUUCUCUUUAUAAUGUUUUCGUUUUGUCAUCUGUUUUCAAAAUGUUCGGUGUUAAGCAUGAUGGUUCAACAAGCUCGCAUGCUCUGGACUUCAGCUGGUGUCCUUUUUUUUUAUAUAUGACACCAGCAUAGCUCUAGGUGUGGCGGCAGAGGCUCAGGAGGCGGAGCAGGUCACGUCGUGCUCAGGGAGGUGGACGUUCGAUCCCUACCUCCUCCUGUCCACAUGUCAUGGAGUUGAGUGUCUGGGGAAAGACACGGCGUGCACAACACCCUGGAUAAAUAGGGAGGGUUGUGUCGAGGGCAUACAGUGUAAAACGCCUCUAUGCAACGUUGGUCUGUCCACCAUUUUGGUCCAGACUGAAAUAUCUCAACAGCUGUCGGAUGGAUGGCCACAUGUUCAUGAGCCACAUCAGGAUCAUAACAACCAUGGUGAUGCCCUGACUUUUUUUUUUUUUUUAACCAUCACCAGGUAAACAUUAAACGUGUCCUAUAUAUGGAUCAUUUCAUAUUUUAAAUACCUGCAGUACUAAUGACAUUCCCACCUGCCUCAGAUGAGAUGGUGAUCAAAGUAGGUGAUCUGAGGGGAGAUGAGGGGUUUCGCCAUCUUCCAUGUUAGUAAAAUGAUGAACAUGCAUCCCACUUGUUAAUCUGCCAUCCCUCUUUCUUUUCCUGAGUAUCAGAGAACAGAGGGCUGCUGAGUAGUAAUGAUCUGAGGUUUGUGCAAGAUAUAAACUACAGCCGCCACCAGGGCAGCAGAGCCAGAACAGUCAGUUCUUCUCUAGUCGUGGAUGAAUGAAACGAAUUGGGUCCAUCCCGCCUUGUUAAAACGAACAAAUCACCUAAUGGCUGAACAUGGUAAACAUUGUACAAACGUGAGAGAAGGAUCACAAUAGAUCCAUUUGGAAAAGUUUCCACUCCAUUUCAAAACAAUUUGAGGGAGAUAGUUUCCUGAACCACACACCCCUGUGUACUGACUGUGCUGUUUGAUGAGAGGAUGACUCCUUCCUACACGUCAGCGUGGGUAAUGAUAGUUUCAGCUCUCGGGCACUGGACUGUUUAGUAAUUGAAACACUCAUAAAUCUGCAUAUUCUGUCUCGUGAAGGGCUCCUGGGUAAAUUAUAGUUGUAACAUAAAAUAUAAAACACAAGUCUCCUUGAAAACAAUCAAAGCACAAUGUACACAGUAGGAUUUGUAUGUCAAAUUUAAAUUUCAGUUGGCUGUAUGGUGUUAUUGUCCUUUCAGAAACAACAGAAAAAUUCUCAUAAGCGAGACCUACGUUAGAGGAAAAUUCUCUACCGCAUCAGCACUGAACUGCUUCUUUCCUUGUGACUAAUAAUAUAAUUGUCAGGCGUAAAUACGAAGCAGAUGUUGAGUUUUAGCUCAGCUCUGAAAGAAAUAAAAACAUUCCCAAUCUUUUUCACAUCCACAUUUUUUAUUGUUUUUUUUUUCAUAUCCUGGUUGCACACACAGAAAAUGAAUUUUGAUGUCAAUGAACAGUGAGCGUUUGAUUUCAUAAAAGUCCAAAUGUUGCACUGGAGUUGUUAGAGAUCUCACAUCAGCAGCUCAUCUCAACAACCGUCAUCAAAAGCAGUCAAAAGUAAUUAGCUGGAGCGAAGCUUUCAGCCGGCCUCGUCCUUCUCCUCGCACUGCAGGGUUUUGUUAUUGCCUUUUGUCAGUGGACAUGCUAAAUAAAUCUACAUAUUUCUUCAUACACAAAGUUAUAGUAUUCAAAAUAUAAAACGCCACAUUCCAAUGAAUUUCACAAGUUUUAAUUAAGCAUAACCGCCCCGCUUCCAGAAACGGGUUCAAAAUGUCCACAAAAAGGAUUGGGAGGAGAGAAAGCCGAGAUGGACAACAGAACAUAUGAUACCGAGAACAGACGAUACAAAGCGUUAACAUGAGAUUAUCAUUACACUGAACUGAAGCAGUCAGGUAUAAAUUACAACCACCUGGUUAUGACAGUCAUCCAUUCCUGCAUUCAAUGGAAUAAAAAAAUAAAACAGGUGGAUUCCAAAAGCCACGCAGACCUCCGCAGUGAAGUUCUCGCUUGUUUUUCUGGCUUCCAAAUGAGAGAAAAACAAGGAUGUGAUAUGUCCACCUGAGUUUGGGUGAGAUUAACUACCCAGCACCCUACAGCCCCUCUGUCUGUCUCACAGCAGCAACGCAUCAUCCGCAGUACUGACGGUCUGUGAGGCUGGGUUGGCUUUACCAAAUCUGGGUUAAUGAGCAGAAUCUUUUAUACCAACAUCUAGUGUGUGUGUGUGUGUUGUGCUGAGCUCCACCUGAAUAACUGAGCUUUUAUGAAGCAUCCUGGCUUGCUGCUUCAUUCACUUCCGCCUCUACAGUUUUCUGUCUGUUCAUAUUGUCUCUGGCCCAUCUGCUUCCAAUGGAGCAAAAGCUCCUGAUUAUCUCUGAGAUCUUGGUGGUGACCGAUUUAUUCAAAUUCAGCAGAGGGUGGACACAGACAAAGGACGGUUUCCUUCUGGCCUCAAUAAAAAUCUGAUACCAUCUUCUAGAAUUUUGCUGUUGUUGGCAGAAUUACAAAGCUAAUCAUGUAUUCCCCAGUAACUAUGAUGAGUUUUAAAAGGUCCAGAACACAGGAUUUAGUGGCAUUAAGCGGUGAGGCUACAGAUUGCAACCAACUGAAUAACUUUCGUCUAACCCGCCCCUAUAAGCUGGUAGCUAUAAAUGUGUUGGUGAAACUGUGGCGGAGUCAAGUAUUUUUAAGUUUUAAUUUUACAUGUAAUUUUCCAUCUUAUUCUAUGUCAUGCAGAGAUUUAGUAUCACCAUAAAGCUGGAGUCACAUCGCCAGCCUGAACUGCUGAGGCUGACACGUGUCUGUUCAGAUAUGCAGGUUGAUCCUCUACACUCCUUGAAAGAGAGAGACAGAGAGAGGGAGGGAGCGCACAGGAAAAACACUGCCCAUCACCUGUUGUAUAUUCUUUUCAUGUCUGUGACAUAUUCUACAGAGACAGCCAUUGAAACGCUGGUAUGAUGUCGCUAAAACUGCAACUUAUUGUUGUCUGGUCUAUUUUCGUGGAGAAUCCUGCAUGUGACGUGAAAAAGUAGGUGAGACUCUGAAUUAUUAGUCUCUGCUGUGGCCUAUUGACACGGGCACAUAAACGAUGAACAAGACGUUCUGCUGCGUGCCGCUCAUGCAGGAUUUUUGAACUGCAUUCAGUUCAUUUAAUCAGCGCUAGUUAUUCAAUUUGUUCACAUUGACUCCACGAUAAAACAGCUAUAAAGGUGCAAUGUGUAAGAACAGGUAACUGCUCACAGCUAAUUUGUAUUGUUUUAUCUGUUUUAGCUUGUUAGCUCUGUUAACCUCUUCUCUGCUGGAAGAAAGAGGUUUUGGGGCCUGAGGCUAGCUAGUUAGCAUGACAACUUCAGCAGAUAUCUCUGCCACGCUACACAUGAAAGUCUUCGGAACGUCAGAAGUGUUAUUUCUUCUCAUUUUAUUAAUAAUUUUAUUUCUUUGAAUGUUUUAAACUAAAAUUCUUACAUAUUGCACCUUUAAAUGUGACUCUUCAGACUGAACUUUUGUAAAAAUAAAUAAAUAAAUAAAUAAAAUUAGAUGGAAAAUUUACAUGAGUAAACAUAAUUAUUAUACCUUUUUAGAGCAGCCACUCUGUGGAUAUAAAAGGCUCAUUCCAAGGUGACGAAAAAAAUAACGAUUCUUAGUUUGCUAAAUCCUGCAUACUGGUCCUUUAAGGUCUGUUUGCACAUUGUUCUGGGUGUUUAUUGUAGUUACAAACACAUAAAACAGAGAAAACCAAUCAAAUAUCAACAUGAUGUUGUUUUGGGAAACCCAACCCAACAUGCCAUUCUCUGAAGGUUAACAGGAGAACUAAAAGGACUGAGAUGGCCAUGGUAUCACAUUAGCUUGUUGCUAAUGCUCAGUGACACGCACACAUACGCACUGUACAAUGAUGUUCAAGUUCAGAUGCAUUCUCAAACUGUAUGUACAAGGAGAUUCCUUUUUACAGAGGAGAUACGAGACAGAAGUCAAAGACAGGCUUGGUGGGAGAUGAGGCACAAUUUAACUGUUUUUUUUUCUUUUUUCUGUAUUUUCACUUAUUCACUUGCGCAAGAGCAAGCUGUAGGAAGAUGUUUGAAUAUAGCUUUCAUGUUAUAUUACACUUCCUUAUUCAACUCAAGGUGUGGAUAAACCAGAACAGGAGGAGCGAGCUUUGUGUUUCGAAGUCGAUCCGCCUUCGCUCUCACACAUCUUAAACCUUGGUGCCCAAUCAGAAUUUCAGAUUUAUUUGUUGGAAGUCAUCUCGAGACAUGACUCAAGCUUUUGGGAUCCCAGUUUAUGAAACCGCGCUGUGAAACACUCAUUUCUCCUGUUACCAGAAACCACAUCACCUCACUUAGGAGGGAGUCUGACUACAGGAAAGCUGCAGCCCGACAGAGUUUUUUUGAGUGUAAACAAGUUAACAUAUUCUAGCAUGCCAAUGCUUAGACUCCAAAUCACAUUCCUAUCCACCUUACAUAAAACAUCUUGACCAGAGCUAUCUUUCAGUCCACAUGGGAAGAAGGAUUAGUGUUAUAAAUGGAGCUUGGCGUUAUGGUGCAGUUUGAUGGGGAACAAACGUGAACGUCCUGCAGAAGCAGUUCGAGCAGAGCUGAAGCGGGGUCGACGUACUGACAACCAACAUUUCUAUGUACUUGCAGCCACGGCAUUACAUGAGAAGACGCUUCAAUACUGAGUGGUCUGGAAAUGGAAAGAGAGAGAGAGGGGGGGGAAGCUUCUAGUGAUUGUUAAUGAGUCAGCUUUGAGCAGAUGCCUCCUCCUGAGCUUGAAGUUUAAUCAGAGUCAAGGAGGAGAUAAUGAGAUACUCAGCCGGUGCCUGAGUCAGCUGUGUCUGUGCCAAGCCAUUAAGAUCAUGUGAGUAAGAGGACGGCAGAAUAAGAGCACGCGACUAUUUACAGCAUUUAAAUGUCAACUCCAAAGCAUCAGGGCCUGAUCCAUAAGCAAUAUGAAAGUUAUUUCUUAGAACAGCCGAGCUAAGUGGAUUCACGCAGCAUAGAAGCAAACUUCUUCAACCGCUCUUUAACGUGGUCUCCCCCUGCUCGUUUGUACAGCCAGAAACCACAUUUUAAUUGAACUUACAGUCAUGCUGUACCUAAAAAAAAAAAUGCUGCAAAUAAAGGCUUCUAUUGGUAAAUUAGGAUUUAAAAAGCUGUGCUUGUUAGAAAUAAAGGCUGGCUGGCUGCUCCUUGUAGAUGCAAAUCAUAAAUCAAUAUUUAUUUAUGAUGAGUCACUUCAGAACAUGUACCGAGUACACGCCGUCUAUGUGACUGUCUAAUAAAUGACACACAUAACUACUUUUUGAUCUGUAACCAAUUUGCUUGCCUUCAUUUUUAUCGUCUCCUGAAUGCUAUUUUGUUUUUUUAAUCAUUAAACAUGAUAAAAGAAACUUUUAACUGGUAAUGAAACAAUUAACUUAAUACGGAUGCCUCUAUAUGACCUACAUAUGCAAACACAACCAGUAAAGAGAAAACUGGCUAUUGAUGCCUGUCACCAGAUAAGAUCCCAAUGUAAGUCAGCAAUUGUUAACUGAGGGGUCUGACAGCCCGAGGACAGAAGGUGCUCUGCAGUCUGGUGGUACGGCACUAAAAUCAAGUUUAACAAUAAACAAAAGAAUUUUAAAUUCCUUGUAGUUACUUUAACUAUUUACUUACUUGUUUUUGAUCUACUGUCUUUUAAACGCAAUGCAAAAUAAAAUAGUAAAGUGAAGUCUUUAUAAAUGUUAAACUCACUUCAAACUGAUAAAUAUACCUGAACUUUGCACCUAUUAUGAAAAAAAAAUACUGUACAAAAAAAAAAAAAAAA